UCUGUCUGAAUCCACAGGGUACACGUUGCGUCACCACGGACCUGAGAUUCCCCGAUUCCAUUCCAAUUAUGGCAUCCAACGAUUCCGCCGCGGCGAUCGAGAGCGAGAUUUGCCGAUAUGUGCCUUGUUUUAACAAAUAUAUAUGUCACUUAUCUCGGGAGCAAUUCGUCUGACAAGCGCGAAAUCUACCUGGAAACGCGAGCUUGUGAACUGUGCGGAAGAGUUAGGAAGAAUGUCGGAGAAGGAGAUCGACUCCGUGGAGCUGCCGGCCCCAGCUGGCUGGAAGAAGUACAUACCGAAGGACGGACCUCCCAAAAGGAACGGAGUAACUUUUAUUUCUCCCACUGGAGAGGAGAUUAGAAACAGGAAGAAUUUGGACCGGUUUCUGCGUUCUCAUCCUGGAGGUCCUUCGCCUUCAGAGUUUGAUUGGGGAUAUGGGGAUACCCUUAGGCGCUCUGUCAGAAUUAGGGAAAAAGUAAAGGCAACAGAAUCUAUUGAGGAUGAUCCACCAAAGAAAAGACAGAGAAAAUCAAACUCAAGCAAGGGAAAGCAGAAUAGGAAUGACGAAGAUACAGAGGAAGAACAAGUUGAUGAGGUGCCUAAAACAGACACACAAGCAGUGGAGAGCGUAGCAGACGCCGUAAUAGAAGAUGGUGAAGAUGAUUCAGUAGAAGAAAAGGUAGAGGCUGCUGCUAGAACUAUCAAUGAUAAUAAUUCUACUUUGCUAACUGAAGAAGAUAAGACUGUAGAAGAAAGGGAAGUGAAAGCAGAUCAAGAUUCAGCUGAAGUCCAAGAAGAAAAGGACAGAAAUGAAUCGAAAAAGCCCGAAUUGGAAUAUGCCAUUAAAGAUCUGCCUGCUUUACGUCUGCCAGAGGCAACAAAAGUGGAAAAUUUAGUUGCAAGGGACGAUCAUGAAAAACUGGAAGUGGAAGAGCCGAGCAAAGCUGUGCCUGAUUUAUCUCUGCCUGAGGUAACCAAGGAGGAAAAUUCAGAUAUAAAAAAAUUCCAAGUUGAUGCAGAAGUGACACCUCAUGAGGCUCUGUUCAAUAAGGAAGAUUUGCAUGACAAAGAAGUGGCACCUCAUGAGGCUCUGUUCAAUAAGGAAGAUUUGCAUGACGAAGAAGUCAAGGAUAGAAUACUAUAUAAUAAAAAUCUCAAUUGGGAGCAGAGGGUUUGAUCCUCAUAAGGUAUGAUUCCCCAACCCCCACUAAUGAACUUCAAAGUGUUUUCUCAACCCCAAAUAAGGCUGCGCUUUAGCCUUUUCAUGAAUACUUUAGAGCCAGCUGAAUAUUUUAUCUGAGUUAAUCCUCUUUAUUGCAGCCAAGCUCUCCUUUUACUGGUUUGGUAAUGUCCCUAUCAUUCCCAUCUUGUUAGAUUGGUUUAUACCCAUCUGCUCAUGCUCUUUUAUAACUAUGUAAUGAUGUUAGAUAUUGUCCUUAAUGUUCAAUAAUUUUUGCUAACUGAAUAGCCCACAAAACAUUUAAGUUGCUAUUAGGUGAAAUUUAUGUAUCCACUGUUGAGGAUUUUUUUUUU
Messenger RNA from Phalaenopsis equestris, 1533 nucleotides. Its product is annotated as methyl-CpG-binding domain-containing protein 11-like. Gene Ontology annotation, molecular function: DNA binding. The record is from RefSeq and is a predicted model, not a curated record. Bases 143 to 1177 code for a protein of 344 amino acids. The transcript is spliced from 3 exons. NCBI's taxonomy places the organism in Eukaryota, Viridiplantae, Streptophyta, Magnoliopsida, Asparagales, Orchidaceae.